AUGGCGAUAUUAUCACUUAUCGAAAAUAUCGAUUUUUUAAAUUUACUCGUCCUUGUGGGUUUUGGAAUAGUAACAUAUGUGGCACAAUUCUAUAUCAGCUAUUUCACAAGAAAAAAUCCACUUCCUGGGCCUGUACCAUGGCCAAUUAUAGGUGUGUGGGAAAACGAUAUGGCGAUGGCCAAUAAAUUUCAAGAAAAAUAUGGGGAUAUCUGGGAAGUUUGGAAGUGGUCCGAAAGGCAUGUAUGGAUAGGUCGUGCUGACUUGGCUACGAAGCUACUUAAUCCAUCUUAUUCAAACAAUAAUUUUCCUUUUCGUACAACUGAAAAUGAAGGCCUUGAUUUAAUGGAUAUGACAUCGAAAGGGGUAGUGUUUAAUCUUGAUUGGAACAGUUGGAAUUUUAAUCGGAGUUGUGUAAAUCGAAUUUUGAUGUCACCAAAAUUUCUAAGGCAAUCAGUAGUGUGCACUCAAAAUCUUUUUACAGAAAUGGAAAAGUAUUGGCUAUCCCUUGGACUUGAUAACGAAAUAGAUCUUGUACAAUGGAUGAUGCGAUUUAUGAUAGAUUCUACUCUUAUCAUGACGACAAAUAAGAAUUUUCACGCUUUAGCCAACUACUAUGAUACAUUUUCUACUUCAGAGUGUUUGAAUCAUCCUUUGAAGGAUUCUGAAAGGUUUGUUACAGCUAUUAGAACACAUUUUAUGGCAUGUAUAUUCUUUAAAGAUACACCAAAAUACAAGCGAAGACUCUUUCCAAAUGUAAGACGUCAAGCCAAAAAAUUUCUUGAAGAACUUGCUUGGUUAAACAGAGAGGUUCUUAAGAUUAUUAGAGAGAGAAAACAGGAAAUCGAUAGAACUUCAUCGGAGGCUGAAUUGUCUUCAGAUCUGUUGACAAUGUUGUUAACUUUAAAUACUUUUCGUGAUCUUAAUCGAGAAAGUGACGCUAGACAAAUAAGUGAAGAUGACGUUCGCGCUAUCACGUACGAUAUAAUUGGUGGUGGUAGUGAUACUACAUCCAAUUCGUUCUGUUAUGUUAUUUACUAUCUUUCACACUAUCAUGAAGUCAGAAAAACUAUGCUUAAAGAAUUAGAAACAGUACUUGGCAACGAUCAAAUUACUUAUGAAAAACUUCAAAAGUUACAUUACUGUGAUGCAAUUAUUAAAGAAGUGUUUCGGCUUAUGCCAACUGUGUCGGUUCUAUUCAGAGUAAAUGCAAAGCCUGAUGAAAUUGAUGGACAUCAUUUUGAAAGUUCUACUACAUUUAUGAUCAAUGUGCCUGGUAUUCAUACGCAUAGUACAUAUUGGGACAAUCCUCAAAAAUUCGAUCCUCAAAGAUUUAUGGGUAAAACUACUGAAGGAAAUAAUUUUAUUCCGUUUGGUGGUGGUUCAAGGAUAUGUCCGGGAAAGCAAUUAUCAAUGCUGCAAAUGAAAGCUUUGAUCGCCUUAUUAUACAGAAAAUACGAUGUCGAAUUGGUUGACAUGAACGCACCCAUAAAAUAUUGUUCUACGACCGUUAACCAUUGUUCAGAACUUGUUAUUAAAAUUAAAUUAAGAUCUGAAAUUUAG
Cetraspora pellucida is the source of this 1560-nucleotide messenger RNA. Lineage: Eukaryota; Fungi; Glomeromycota; Glomeromycetes; Diversisporales; Gigasporaceae. The record is from the annotation of a GenBank genome assembly.